Bipolaris victoriae FI3 is the source of this 1293-nucleotide messenger RNA. RefSeq lists its product as hypothetical. Gene Ontology annotation, molecular function: siRNA binding. The record is from RefSeq and is a predicted model, not a curated record. Gene Ontology annotation, biological process: regulatory ncRNA-mediated heterochromatin formation. Bases 1 to 1293 code for a protein of 430 amino acids. Gene Ontology annotation, cellular component: nucleus. The transcript has 3 exons. NCBI's taxonomy places the organism in Eukaryota, Fungi, Ascomycota, Dothideomycetes, Pleosporales, Pleosporaceae.
AUGUUUCGGCGUGUAGAAAACACCAUGAAGGCGGAUCCGUCGUUCCCUGCCGACCUCAAGCAACUUGGCUUCUUUAUCAACGACACAGGUCAUAUACGCAUGAUCGAUGCACCAGAUAAGGCUCAUACCUACAAUGCCACCAACAACGAGCGUGUCAACGAGCUCCGCUGUGAGGCUAUGCACGCUUGCCAGCGAAGGGAAGUCGAAGCACGACUAUCUCGCCUGGGAAUCAACCGCAUCUAUCUUCCACAGUACACUCUAGAGAAGCCCAACGGACCGAGCAUACCUAUCCUUGCUCCUGAUCCUGAGACGCUAAAGACACGCAAGCAAAUCAUUGUACUCAUCAACGACACUCAACAAGACCUAGGCAUCUUAUCAUACUCACAACUAUCUCGAGACCUCGGUAUCAACGGCGGAUCUGUCAUCAACUUCGCCAAGCAGAUGAUCAAGCGCUCCUGUGCAAACAACACUGACGAACAAACCGCCACCAUCUUCAAAGACAACUACGAGCUCGAAGACAAAAGCACCGCACCCAGCCUGCUCAUCCUAAACACAUCCCAACUCCUCUACUCCCACAAACACAAGCAAGCCAUGACUCUCCGCAGCUGGUCCGCCAUGCCACGCAAAUCCAUCGCCCACGACAUGAUCCGCAUCCACUCUUCCAACUCCCUCGCGGGCCACCUCACCCCAAAAGACCACAUCAAAACCAUCUUCGACGAGCUCCUGUACAACCCAUCUCGCAUCGCCGCCGACGCCGAACUCUGCAUCAUCGGAAUAGAAAAUAGCACCGAGGCCCUCCUCUCCAUCCUCGCCGAAGAUUUUGAAAAAUACAGCCCCCGUAUCACGGCCAUAGCCCUCCUCCACUGCACCCUCGACGCCUCGCAAAUCACACAUGCAGGCCUCCGCACUUUCCUGCAUCAGCGCGCGCGCCAGUGGCGAUUCAACGAUGCCACGACUAACCCGCUGCACUGCACUGAUAUGCCCAAACUGCACCACGGUCACGCUGUCGGGGAAAACGAUGAGAUAGAGGUAGGACGGGCUUCUGGCACUCAAGUCCCGUGUCCUACGUUCGCGGGCGGUGAUGGUGCGCUGGGGGAAGAUGUGUUUAUUGAUGCUGCGGUGCAAGAUGCGGUGCUAGCUUUCUUUGAAGAGGCAAGAAACCGAGGUGCGGUUUUGGGUGAGAAGAUGAGUGAGGGUCGUGGUUGGAAGCCACAGGUUGAAGGGCCGCAGGUGGCUUUUGCGGGGACGAUGGUGGAUAGUGAGUUACUCAAGGCGGCGGGAUUGAUGGAGUGA